UAGAUGCACGCGAUUUCCUUGGUAAAACACUAAAAGCUUUGUGUCGAGGCACGAAAAAAUUUGGAAGAAGGGAAUCAAAAAACAUGUUUUUGAUUUAGAUGCCUACUCUAUUUGUUGGUUUUUGCAUUUCAGUCACUGACUGGAAACCAGUUUGACCAUUUUAAAAUGGAUUUUCUAUGUUCAACCAGGAAAUUUGAAGAUGUACAACCCAAACCCUCCACCCUACGCACCAAACUGCCCCCCAGGACCAGGAUUCCAGGGAGGUUUUGCUCCUAUAGUCCAGAGUCCUGUCGUAACAACAGUGACUCAAGUGCUAACACCUCCAACCGACGGUCCUGGUAUGAUGCUGUGUACCUGCUGUCAGAGGACUGUAACUACCAGGCCAUCAUUUGAGAUAGGACUCAUGGCGUGGGCUGUAUGCGGCGGUCUCUUUCUGCUUGGGUGUUUCCCUUGCAUGUGCAUCCCGUUUUGCCUGGAUUCCUGCAAAGAUGUAAGGCAUUACUGUCCUCUCUGCAACAGAUUGCUUCACACUUACAAGAGGAUGUGAAGCAGAUUCUACUUUUCUUAUAAAGAAGAAAAACAUUUUUUUUAAAUUGCUACUUUCUAUGUUUCUGUUCAUUUUUUUCUCAACUAAGUUUAAAUCACAGUGAAAAAAAACAUUUGUUUUUUUUAUUAAAUUUCAGAGUCCGUUUAUGUCAUAUUAAGUUUCGUCAUGUUUGACCUUUGGUACGUCUGGGCUCAGAUUCUGAUUUUUAAAUCAUAUUUUGAUGCUUAAUAAAAUAUUCUUAACAUGUCAUGCACCAGAUUCCAGUGUUUGCAUCACCUUUUUGCCACAGUUGAUUCUUUCAACACAAAAUGUAGACUAUGUAAAAGAAAUUGGUGUACACUGAUAUUACUAAAUUAUUAAAAAAAAGGCUUUUGAUCAGUUUUGGUCAUCUGUGAUGAAACAUUUAGCUAAAUGGAUAAAAUAUUAUUAAAUUUUGCCAUUUCUAAGAAAUAAACUGUUUUAUCAAGCAUUUCUUUUUUAGGUUUAAGUUUGGUUCAGGACUGAUAUUUAUUCAACACCUUCUGAAGAUUUUUUUUAACUAAGACCUGCAAUUAUGAAUCAAGAAAACAGUCAAUUUGCCUAUUAAAGUUUAACAGAGCAACAAUUGUUGAUAACACACAAGAUAUUAUUAAGAAACGCUAUGUAGCACCGACAUCCACACAGAAACAUCAAUGGUUUCUCUUUUGCAAG
This is a messenger RNA of Oryzias melastigma (Indian medaka), 1237 nucleotides long. RefSeq names its product lipopolysaccharide-induced tumor necrosis factor-alpha factor homolog. Bases 200 to 547 code for a protein of 115 amino acids. NCBI's taxonomy places the organism in Eukaryota, Metazoa, Chordata, Actinopteri, Beloniformes, Adrianichthyidae. The record is from RefSeq and is a predicted model, not a curated record. The transcript is spliced from 4 exons. Gene Ontology annotation, molecular function: zinc ion binding.